Cuscuta campestris is the source of this 2433-nucleotide messenger RNA. NCBI's taxonomy places the organism in Eukaryota, Viridiplantae, Streptophyta, Magnoliopsida, Solanales, Convolvulaceae. The record is from the annotation of a GenBank genome assembly.
GGCUGUUUGACAUCUUCUUGGCAGGGGAAUGAAGAUCUCAUUAUAGUUCAUGAUCCUCUAGAAUAUGGAAACUGUCGAUCAUCUCAAAUUGGGAAUACCAAAGUAUGGAAUAUUCGAGAAUGUGAACUCACUGAAGGAUCUAGCAAAAAUGCCACAUUGGACACCUGAGAGACCCUUGAGAGUAGCUACGGGUUUCACAUAUGCAUGGUGUACUGCAAUGUGACAUAUUCAUCUUCUUUUUCCCACAUGCAGAGUAUAUGUUAUUGUGGUCACAAUUAUUAUGUUUAAGUUUGAUGAUAUUUUUCCCUUAACAUCCUUCAUUUUUUUCAUAGAUGGGGCACUGAAGGCUACUCUAGCGGUAAGACCAAAUCUACCUAUUUUAAACAGAUUCAGUUUUCUCAAGUCCCGUCUUAUUGAGAUUGACUAUGGGGAUAGUCGAUGCAAUUGUAGACCUUGUGAGCAGUGGAACAACUUUGGGAGAGAACAAUCUGAAAGAGAUUGCAGGUGGAGUCAUCUUGCAAAUUCAGCGGUAUAUCCUCGAGAGCAAAAAACUCUCUGGGGAAAACUUUCUUGACUGGGAGAAGAACCUAGGAAUCUUUCUUGACUGUGAGAGGAAACUUUACAUCCUCGAAACGAAUCCUCCCAAGACCCCUAAGGCAAAUGCUCAUGUGUCCGAACUCACUUCCUUCAAAAAGUAUGAGGACGACGCGCGAGAUGUUAAGUGUAUCAUUAUGGCAAGUAUGACCGCAGAGCUCCAAAGGCUCCACGCGGACAUGGAAGCGCGUCAUACAAUGCUUAAGAGACCUAUUACAGGGUCACCCCAAAAACUCGGAAUUUGCAUGAAGUUAGACAUUAGACUGAGGGAGAAGUCCAGCUUAAGGAAUAUCAUUUCUGUGAUCUGUCUUGACAAAGUAGGAUUUUCUAUUAACGUCAAAGACAAGUGCCUUUCGAUUUUCAGAAAUGAUAUUUACUAUGCAACUGCUAAGAUGACCAAUGGUCUUUAUAUCUUAGACUUAGACGCCACUGUUUAUAACGUAGAUGUUAAGAGAAGCAAACCAAACAGUUUGAAUCUCACAUACCUUUGGCAUUGUCGUUUGGGCCACAUUAACGAGAAACGCAUAUCUAAGUUACGUCACUCUGGCGUACUUGAUUCAUUUGACCUCGAGUCUUAUGAUGUAUGCCAAUCUUGUUUACUNAUUAGCAGGAAUAUCAUUUCUGUGUCCUGUCUUGACAAAGCAGGAUUUUCUAUUAACGUCAAAGACAAGUGCCUUUCGGUUUUCAGAAAUGAUAUUUACUAUGCAACUGCUAAGAUGACCAAUGGUCUUUAUAUCUUAGACUUAGACGCCACUGUUUAUAACGUAGAUGUUAAGAGAAGCAAACCAAACAGUUUGAAUCUCACAUACCUUUGGCAUUGUCGUUUGGGCCACAUUAACGAGAAACGCAUAUCUAAGUUACGUCACUCUGGCGUACUUGAUUCAUUUGACCUCGAGUCUUAUGAUGUAUUCCAAUCUUGUUUACUCGCCGCACACACACUCAACUGCGUACCAUCUAAGGCUGUUGAGAGCACAUCAUACGAGCUAUGGCGUGGGACAAAACCAAAUUUGUCGUACUUGAGGAUUUGGGGUUGUGAUGUUUACGUUAGACGCCUCAUGACGUCUGGUAAGCUGGAUUCCAAAUCUGACAGGUGUAAAUUUGUGGGAUACCCUAAGGAAACGAAAGGGUAUGAGUUCUAUCAUCUGGCCGAUAACAAAAUCUUUGUUGCUCGGAACGGAACCUUCCUUGAGGAGUUUCUCUCUGCUAUUUCUAGUGGGAGAAAGGUAGACCUCGAAGAAAUUCGAGAACCUCAAGAAGAGAUCUCAAUUGCAGUGGAACCCGAGCGUCAAGAUUUAGUAUCUCAACCGGCUCAGGUUUUACCACGUAGGUCAGACCGGAUGCGUAAUCCUCCGCUUAGAUACGGUUUCCUUGUAUCUGAUGAAGCGGUCAAGAACAUCCUAAAGUAUCUUCGGAAUACUAAGGAUGCAUUCCUGGUAUAUGAAGGUGAGGAAGAGCCGAAAGUGGUCGGUUACACUGAUGCAAGCUUCCAAACCGAUCGAGACGAUUACAAGUCACAAGCAGGGUAUGUGUUUUGCCUAAAUGGCGGAGCUUUUAGCUGGAAGAGUUCUAAACAGGACACAACCGCCGAUUCAAUUACAGAGGCUGAGUACAUGGCUGCCGCUGAAGCAACAAAGGAAGGUGUUUGGAUAAAGAAGUUCAUUUCUGAACUUGGAGUGGUUCCUAGCAUUAAUGACCCAAUCCCGUUGUUCUGCGACAACACUGGGGCCAUUGCACAGGCAAAGGAACCACGAUCUCACCAAAAGACCAAGCACGACGUUAUCACAUCAUACGAGAAAUCGUAGACAGAGACUUGUUAAUCAGUAAAUAACUUAAUGGCUA